This is a messenger RNA of Aspergillus alliaceus, 597 nucleotides long. Its product is annotated as fungal specific transcription factor domain-containing protein. Gene Ontology annotation, molecular function: DNA-binding transcription factor activity, RNA polymerase II-specific; RNA polymerase II cis-regulatory region sequence-specific DNA binding. Bases 1 to 597 code for a protein of 198 amino acids. The record is from RefSeq and is a predicted model, not a curated record. The transcript has a single exon. Gene Ontology annotation, cellular component: nucleus. Gene Ontology annotation, biological process: positive regulation of transcription from RNA polymerase II promoter by galactose. Lineage: Eukaryota; Fungi; Ascomycota; Eurotiomycetes; Eurotiales; Aspergillaceae.
AUGGUAGUUGCUGAUUCCCGUUGCUCAAGACUCACACACGCUCGCGUACUACUCUUCAGGCCCAUGUUAUCCCGCUUUUGUCGUGGUUAUUCGCCAGCUGAAGGACAUCCUACCCCAGUCGACCGCCGACUGGGUGACCACAUCCUACAAGGCUGCGCCAUGCUUUGUGUCGAAAGCGCCAAGAAGCUCAUCACCUUAGUGUGCGACAACUACCGGUCAAGCGCCGCCAUUGGGAUCUUGCCUUGGUGGUACCGCGUCUUCUAUCUCUAUGCUGCAUCGCAGAUCUUGAUUGCGGCGAUGCUACGGGCGGAUGUUUUCGCGCCCAUGGUUUCAGAUUCCUGGUACCAAGCUAUGUCGGCCUUUAGUGCGCAUAAGCAUCUUAGCCCGGCUGUGAUGGAAUACAGUUUGGCGUUUCGACAAUUGUGGCGAAAUGUGACGGAUAUGUAUCUUUCUGAUAGUGAAGUGAAUGGUUCGUCCGGGAGACCCUCAGAUGUGCCUUUUCAGGGCUUUUUUCAGGAUCUGAGUUUCGAUAUUGCAAGUCCGGCUUUGGGUAUGGAGGGCGUGGGUUGGAUGGAUACUAUUAACUGGAACCUUUGA